Brassicogethes aeneus is the source of this 796-nucleotide messenger RNA. The record is from the annotation of a GenBank genome assembly. Lineage: Eukaryota; Metazoa; Arthropoda; Insecta; Coleoptera; Nitidulidae.
CCAAAACAUUGGUUUAAUAUAGACCACACGCACGCAGUGUUAAAUGAACUGUUUAUCAGUGACCACAUAUUGCAAAUAAUAAUAAAACUUGAAAUGACUAUUAUUUUAUAUUACAUUCCGCUGAGCCCUCCUGCAAGGGCAGUGCUAAUGACGGCUGAAAUUUUGGGUAUUGACAUUGAAAAAAGGGAAGUUGACUUGUCUUCUGGGGAACACUUAUCCGAAGAAUAUAGAACGUUAAAUCCCCAACACACAGUUCCAACUCUGGUAGAUGGUGAAACAGUUAUUUGGGAUAGUCAUGCAAUUAUUGCAUAUCUGGUAAGAAAAUAUGGAAAAAACGAUUCCUUAUACCCAAAAGAUUAUUCCAUAAGAGCUCUGGUCGACCAAAGAUUACAUUUUGAAGGAAGCGUCGUUUUUAUUUCUGUCAGACAAAUUGUGAGGUCAAUGUUUUUUAAAGGAUGUAAGUCAAUUUCCGAAGAGCACCGCCUGAAUGCUUACGAAGCCCUGGACUUUCUGGAUAAAUUUUUGAAAGGAAAAAAGUUUGCAGCCGGAGAUAAUCUUACUCUAGCUGACAUCAGUUUGGUUUCCUCGAUUUCUUCUUUAAAUGUUAUUAUACCAAUUGAUAGGCAGAAAUUUACAAACGUUGCCCGGUGGUUUGAUGAAGUUUCCGCUUUACCUUUCUACAAAGCAAAUGUUGAAGGAUUAAAUGAUUUUAAAGUAUUUAUGACUGGAUUAAUGUCUUAGGAUAUAACUAAAUAAAUAAUAGUUAUUUGUAUUUGUAAAUAAAACGUUUGAAAUA